AUUCAGAACCAUCACAGCACGCGGAGCAAAGCAGCCAACAAGCAGCCUGUACUCUGAACCCCAACGGGCCAAACAGUUGAAGAAGCAGCAAAUAGCAAACAACAAAAAGGGUCAAACCUGAUCAGACCCAUAAUUGGGACACUGAGCAAACCCACUUAGUUUGUCUGUGUGCCUUGUGUAUUUGUUAUUUGUGUGUGUGCGUUUCGGGAAUAAUGCAGUUGCCAUUGUCAUUGUCAGCGGCCGGAAAUGGGCAUUGCUUGGGGCUGGGACUGCUGCUGCUAUUUGUUGAACUGGCGGCAGCGGUGCCAGCAUCUGUGCUCGCCCAGAAUACGGAGCUAUCCACCAAUGCGAACAACAAGCUGCAACAGCAACAGCAACAACAGUUGCAACAGCAGCAACGGGAAUUGCCGGCAGUGAAACGAGGGGAGGAUGUGACGGCAUCCAGUGCGACCAUAGUCCCAUCAGCCGAUAAAAAGUCAAGUCCGGAAAUUGUGCCCGCUACUUUUAGCAACUCACCGGCCCGCAGCGUCCCCAACGGCGAACAGUCGCAGCAGCAGCAGCAGCCUCUAGGUGGUAUCUAUGCCCUACCAAGCAAUGAUGAGAUACUUGCUGCUGUCGCCGCUGCCACCCAUAGCAAUCAGAUGGUGCAGAGUGAGCCGACGGCUCUGGAGGAAGCGGUGGCCAGCUCCACAAUGCGCAAGCGUGGCAUUAACUAUGAGUAUAAUCCGUAUAUGGCCGUUCCGGUUAACGAUUAUAGCAGCGAUGUGCCCAGCGGUGUUUGGACCGAUGAUUAUGAGCCCGCUGCGCCCAUCAACUAUAACGGCUAUAAUAACUAUAACAAUGAGCGGGAAAUGCAGGAACUGGAUGACUAUGUGCCAGAGCGACAUGUCAACUCACAAACUGGUCGCAGCAAGGCCUAUGAUAAUCUACAGAAUCUGCUGAAUGCUGAGGCCUAUCUAGAGAGUAUUCCGCUGUCGGUGCCACUUACCUAUGCCAAUCGCAAUUACAACCUGGAUGAGCGCAACAAGCGUGGCAUCUACUAUAAUGCGGCUGCUGCUAAUGCUCCCAGCGAGAAUAUCAAUCUGAACAAGUAUCGUCGCUAUGGAGAUAUGCGUCUUAAGCGUGACGCCACCAAACUGACACCAGCUGAUAUGCUAGCCCUCGUUGCCCUGGUUGAAGCCGGUGAGCGAGCACGCAAGGAGAGUGAUGUGGAUAGCGCUGUUUCUGUGCCCCUUGUAGACGCUGAGGAACUGGAUUAUGUGCCUGCUGGCAGCUGGGUGGAUGCGCCCCUACAGCAGCAACAGCAACAACAGGCGUCACCCGCUCUGGUGGACUAUUAUGGCGUGCCCGUGGACGCGCAGGUUGUGCCCAAGUAUGAGUAUGUGCCACGCCCACAGAAAUACGUUGCCAGCAACAGCCGCUUUGGCUCCUCCAAGCGAUUCAUGGUGGCCAAGAAGAAGCGUUCGGUUAACCAGAGCCAGUACAUGAACGAACCGGUGGGCGAACGUGGUCCCAGCUAUUAUGGCGAGAAGUUCUACUAAAGGGCCCGAACGAUACUUAAGUAGAACAAGCCAACGAGAAAGAGAGAGAGAGAGAGAGAGAGAGAGAGAGAGAGAUAAAGGAUAAUUGGAAAAGAGAGAGCGAGAAAAGAAAAUAAAAGCUUUUAAGCUGAGCUUUCCAUUUUUAUUGGUAACCCUAUUCGAAGAGAAACUAAAAUUCCCAAUAAAUUUAUCGUUGCCCAAGUUUGCAAAUAGAAAUAAAUAAAUACAAGAAAAUUACAAAAUAUUGAAUUUAAUGAAAAAACAAAAGAGUCAAUGUCAAAUGCAAUUUUUGAAUUUGAGAAAGAAAAUUAAAUAUAUCUAUGCAUAUAAAAAUAUGAGUAUUGUAUUGUCAAGAACAUAAUCAAAACCGAUGUUUUUAAAACACUUACAACAGGGUUGACAGAAUUUGUCCAAUGCGAACUUACCUAUGCCUAAACUAAUCUAACUUCGAUUAUACCUAACCUUACUUUAAUCAAUGUCAAUGUCUAUGUCAAGGUCUUUGACCCCCAAAACAAACUGUACAAUUAAACCAAUGAAACGCCAACACUAUCAGUAUAUAGUUGUCUAAUAUCAAAACUAGAGGCUUCCCAAGUAGUACAAAAAGAAAACUAAAAAAAAAAACGUAAAAACGAAAAUACUAUUUAAAAUUGAAUGAAUCGUUUAUCUACAAACAAAAACAAUCGAUAGAUACGUAUGAUAAUUACUUUAAAAUGAGCUCAGCGGCAACAGAUUGUCUGUCAAUUUGCUUUAAGUGUUUUUUAAUUUUUUUACAAGGAGGAGGCGCCAUUACACUGUACUACACUAUUUACACUAUUUACUGAGUGAAUAGCAACAACUUUUAUGCAGAUGCAGAUGUUGUCUAACAAACUAUUUAAAAUAUCCAUGCAACUUAAAAUGAUAUA
Messenger RNA from Drosophila grimshawi, 2443 nucleotides. RefSeq lists its product as uncharacterized. The transcript has 5 exons. Lineage: Eukaryota; Metazoa; Arthropoda; Insecta; Diptera; Drosophilidae. The record is from RefSeq and is a predicted model, not a curated record. The coding region runs from base 213 to 1541 and encodes 442 amino acids.